This is a messenger RNA of Tricharina praecox, 882 nucleotides long. Its product is annotated as acyl CoA binding protein-domain-containing protein. Gene Ontology annotation, molecular function: fatty-acyl-CoA binding. NCBI's taxonomy places the organism in Eukaryota, Fungi, Ascomycota, Pezizomycetes, Pezizales, Pyronemataceae. The coding region runs from base 1 to 882 and encodes 293 amino acids. Gene Ontology annotation, biological process: fatty acid metabolic process. The transcript is spliced from 3 exons. The record is from RefSeq and is a predicted model, not a curated record.
AUGUCUGAUUCCGUCGAUAGAGUCUUCGCGCAUGCACUGCAAACCGUCCGCAAGAUCCCCCGCAAGGGCUCAGCGCGGCCGCCGCCCGAGGCGCGUCUCCAACUCUAUGGCCUCUACAAGCAGAGCAUGGAGGGCGACGUAGAAGGCGUGAUGUCGCGCCCGUCGACGCCCAACCCGACCUCCACCAGCACCUCCACCGUCCCGGUAGACCCCGACGCGCACCGCACCGAAGUCGACAAGUGGGAAGCGUGGCACGCGCAAGCGGGGCUAUCGCGCACGGAGGCCAAGCGGCGCUACGUCACCACGCUGAUCGAGACGAUGCACCGGUACGCGUCGGCGACGCCGGAGGCGCGCGAACUGGUCUCCGAGCUCGAGUUCGUGUGGGAUCAGAUCCGCAGCAACGUGCCGAGCACUCACUCGCAGUCGUAUGGGCACGGCGGCGGCGGCGGCGGCGCACAACUCGAGGAUGAGGAGCUGGAGAUGGAGCUGGGCCUCGGCUUGGUUAGCCCUAAGCCCUACGGCGAGGAGGUGUUUCCGAGUACCGGGGAGGAGGGCGAGCAGGUCCCGCGGGAGAGGGCGUGGAGAGGCCGCGUGGAAAAUGCACUGGCGAAGAUGGCGACGGAGGUGGCCGCGCUGAGGGAGCAGCUCGAGAGUCGGCGCGUGGAGAAGAGUAGGGCGAGGGCGAAGAAGGCGUGGGUGUGGUUCGCGUGGGCAGUUUGGGCUUCAGCAAGACACCUCGCCAUCGAAGCUAUAUUUUGGGGUCUGGUGCUACUGUGGAUGAGGAAGCGCGGGGAUAGGCGUGCCGAGGAGGCGCUUAGAGUCGUGGGCAGGUUCGUAAAGGAGGGAUUGAGGGAGAUGGGAUUGUUGAGGAAGAAGCGGUAG